Salmo salar (Atlantic salmon) is the source of this 3623-nucleotide messenger RNA. The record is from RefSeq and is a predicted model, not a curated record. Lineage: Eukaryota; Metazoa; Chordata; Actinopteri; Salmoniformes; Salmonidae.
AAAUACUGUAUCAUGCUAGAAUUAUAAUCAAACCCAUUCAUAACCUACAUUUAAGAAGCUGACUAGCUUACUUGUAUGCAGAUCAUGUAGCCUCAAACCUUAAAACGCAAUCGUUUUGUGUUUCAAUCGCGCUUGAUAAAUUUACACCAUUUUGCUCUGUAUUCACUAUGUUUUAUGAAUGAGAGGAGGCGAGGAAAGGGAACAGCGUGGUUCCGCCCCCAUCAGGAAAUGACGACACGACAGUCAACACGCGGAAGUUCCGUGUUUAGUUGAUUAGUGACGUUGUGCCUGAGACAAAUGUGCCUUGCUUCAGCUAAACGGGAUGAAUGAACUAGUUGUGCUACCCGAAGAGAUUCAUUGAAACAGCAGCAAACAAGCACUUCAUGGUCAAUCCGAUGUCUGCAUUAGCCGUGCGGUAUUUACGGUGACAUGUCCUCUGCAGAAGUCAGGGAAUUCAUACUUCUUUGCGCUUCGUAGAGCAGUUGUGAAGGAAGAUGUUCAAAGAAGACAGAGGCAGGAUGUUGGAGUCCUAUGUCACGCCCCUGUUGAUGACCUACGUGAACAAAUACAUCAAGAACCUGAAGCCCUCUGACCUGCAGCUGUCGCUAUGGGGAGGAGAUGUGGUACUGAGCAAGCUGGAGCUGAAGCUGGAUGUCCUGGAGCAGGAGCUGAAACUGCCCUUUACCUUCCUGAGCGGUCACAUCCACGAGCUGCGUAUCCACGUACCCUGGACCAAACUGGGCUCAGAGGCCGUGGUCGUCACCAUUAACACCAUGGAGUGUAUCCUCAAACUGAAGGAUGGCGUACAGGACGACCAUGAGAGUGGUUCCAGCUCCACGAGUCGCAGCGCCUCAGAGAGCUCCAAGACCCUUAGCAAGCCGCGCCGUCUCCAGCAAGCCGCCCCGUCCGACCCAGACCUGCCCCCAGGCUACGUCCAGAGUCUGAUCCGUCGGGUGAUCAACAACGUCAACAUCGUGGUGAAUAACCUGAUCCUGAAGUACGUGGAGGAUGACAUCGUCCUGUCUGUCAACAUCACCUGUGCUGAGAGUUACACCGUCCACGAGUUCUGGGACCGAGCCUUCAUGGACAUCACAGCUCCUGAUCUGGUGCUGCGUAAAGUGAUCAACUUCAGCGACUGUACGGUGUGUCUGGAUAAGAGGAACGCCAGUGGAAAGAUCCAGUUUUACCAGGAUCCUCUCCUUUACAAGUGUUCCUUCAGGACGCGACUACACUUCACCUACCAGAACAUCAACUCUAAGAUCCCUGCUGUCAUCAAGAUCCAGACGAUGGUCGAGUCCCUGAAGCUGUCCAUCACAGACCAGCAGCUGCCCAUGUUCAUCAGGAUCAUGGAGCUGGUCCUCAGCCUCUACUACGGAGAGAUAGGAGGAGGAGGGAAGGACGGAGAGGGAGAGGAGGGGAGCGGAGAUAGAGAGGUCAUCACUACACCAGCUCCUCUCCCCAGCCCCCUGGCCGAGUGGUUCACCUACAGCCCCACAGCCCCCAGCUCCUCUCCCCUGGAAGGGUCUGGAAGGAGACCCAGAGGCCCAGGCCAUGGCAGGACAGUACCCCAGCCCAGAGAUGUACAUGCAGGGGAGGAGGGGGACCAGGGCUGGGUGUCCUGGGCCUGGUCCUUCGUCCCAGCCAUCGUGGGAGCUGAGGAUGAGGAGGGAGAGGAAGGCUUCUACCCGCAGGGGGAAGAGGGAGGCCGCUCCAGCCCGCAGCAGAACCCACCGAAAGACCCUGUUGUCUCCAUAGGCUUCUACUGCACCAAGGCCUCUGUCACAUUCAAGUUGACAGAGAUGCAGGUGGAGAGCAGUUACUACAGUCCUCAGAAGAUGAAGAGCAGGGAGGGACUCUGUCUGGAACAGGAGGGCAUCACCAUGGAGGUGCUGAUGAUGGGGGAACCCUUCUUUGACUGUCAGAUCGGCAUCGUGGGCGUCCGGGCGCUCUGCCUGAAAGGCAUCAUGGGAGUGCGGGACUUUGAGGAGAACUUGAACAGACGGGAGGAGGAUGCAGUGUUCUUCAGCUGCGGGGAGAGUCUGAGCAGUAAAGGGAUGACCUACCUGACCAACUCGCUGUUCGACUACCGUUCCCCAGAGAACAACGGGGUCAGAGCAGAGUUCAUCCUGGACGCCACCAAUCACAAGGAGACCUACACAGAGAUAUCAGGCAUGCAGCGCUUUGGGGCAUUCUACAUGGAUUACCUCUACACAGUGGAGACCAGCAGCACCAACGUGUGUGUUGGGCAGCAGGACUUCACCAUGGCCGUAGGGCCUAAGGAAGAACCGGUCCCCCCUGUCCAAGAGACGUCUGUGAAGAGGCUGGUGGUCGGACCUCUGGACUUACGGCUCAACAGCAGCGCCGUGCACCGCCUUCUGAAGAUGCUGGCCUGUGCCAUGGACCACGAAUACCAACCCUACUGCCAACCACAGCCAGACCCAGUGGAGGAGCCCCGACCUCCAGCCACCCAGGAGGAGGUAUCAGUGCUGGAGGAGUUUAUCCCCACCAGGCUGACCUGCCUCACCCUGCAGAAGGUCACUGUCACCCUCUCCAUGGCCGAGUUCAACCUCCUACACACACUGAUGCCAGUCAUCAUGGGACAGAAGGCCCCGCCAGGUCCGGUCAGUGUGCCAGUCUUCCAGGCGGUGCGGCCCCUGCCGGCCCUCAGGAUCCAGGUGGACAGCGUUAAUGUGGAGCACUCUGUUCCCAUGUUCGCCCCUGAGCUCAUCAGCACGGUGUCCUCUCUCAGCCAGCCCUCUGAUAACCUGCUGCACCACUGUUAUACACACUGCUACCUCAAGGUGUUUGGUUUUCAGGCUGGUUUGACCUGUCUGGACAGUACAGGCAGUUUCCUCCCUCUGUCCCCUCUCAUCCCAUCCUUCAGUACAGCCCUCUACGGCAAGCUGCUCCAGAUGCCUCGGUGCUGGACAAAGCGUUCGUCGGUCCUGAUCACCGAGUGUAUUUUUGAGCUGCCCCACUUCGCAGUGCAGGCCACUCGUCCCCAGAUCCUGCUCCUCCAGGCCAUGCUGCAGAGCUGGACACACAGCCUGGGAGACGGUUCCUACCCAGGGGUCAACGAGGCCCUGCUCAGCCAUGUCUACACAGCACCAGGUGUGAAGUCUCCCUCUCCUCCUCCUCCUCCUCCGACCCUGGAGGCCUCGGUCCAGAACGUGGAGCUGAAGUUCUGCAGCAGAGCGACGGUGAACUGUGCCGGGGGAACCGUGGGAGCUGUUAAAGUGUGCGCCAGGACCCCAGGUUCACCAGAGGGUGUUAAGGAGAAGCUGGUUCCUCUGCUACAGGGUCCGUCUGACACUAAAGAACUUCAUCAGAGUCGCUGGCUCAAUGAGCUCCGUAAGCCUGAGUCUCUGCUGGCCCCAGACCUCCUGACCUUCUCGGUGCAGAUACCCCGGCGCGGGGACGACGGCCAUAACUCCUCUGGUAGGUUCCCACACCUCUACAGCUACAACAUCUAGCUGCUACGGUGUAGAUGAAACCUCUGGUCGUUCAGACCAGUUAAAUCAUCGACCUUCUAUACGACGUCUAGUACAACAAUACCGAAGUCCUCCACAGGUCAUGUGAUCAGUUCCCUACGUCAUGUGAUCAGUUCCCUACGUCAUGUGAUC